CCCGACUGGCCCUAUCCCAACAGCCACAGCCACAGUCACAGUCACGGGUCGGUACACAUCGCUCAGGUGGCUCGGAUUCUGUCCCACUCCCAUCCAGCUCUGGCCGAGAUGCUCAUGCAGCCCAAUGCUCACAUUGAGUAUGGAUAUCCCUGCUCUUCACCGUCAUCAUCAUCAUCAUCAUCUUCUUCUUUUUCUUCUUUCUCUGCGAUUACACCACCCGCUUCCGACAGUCCACGGAAGGGUUCAUUGGGCGGGGGUGCGAGGCAGAAAAAAGGAGACACGGAGGCGGAGGCGGAGGCGUCGGAGGCGGAGGCGUCGGAGGCGUCGGAUGUCCGACCACUUCAUAUCGUCAUUAAUCUUUCCCCGAGUCCUGCUGUCUAUUCCGCUUGAUUAGUUGGUACCUGUUUUGGUCUGCUCAUGUCCUGUCUUUCUUCAUCUACUACUGAGGCUACGACUGAUGCC
This is a messenger RNA of Aspergillus aculeatinus CBS 121060, 462 nucleotides long. RefSeq lists its product as uncharacterized. The record is from RefSeq and is a predicted model, not a curated record. The coding region runs from base 109 to 390 and encodes 93 amino acids. Lineage: Eukaryota; Fungi; Ascomycota; Eurotiomycetes; Eurotiales; Aspergillaceae. The transcript has a single exon.